GGGCAGGACGGGAGCCUGGCGCAGGGGGGUGACAGCGUCGGGGAGCCGGGAGCCACCUACGGCGUGCGGUACAUGGGCUGUAUUGAAGUGCUGCAGUCAAUGAGGUCCCUGGAUUUUGGCACACGAACGCAAGUCACCAGGGAAGCAAUAAGCCGAUUGUGUGAAGCUGUAUCGGGUACAAAUGGAGCUAUAAAAAAGCGGAAGCCUCCAGUGAAGUUUUUGUCUUCUGUACUUGGCAAAAGUAACCUUCAGUUUUCUGGCGUGAAUAUAAAGCUGACCAUUUCAACAAGCAGCCUCACAUUGGUUAAUGUUGACACACAGCAGAUUAUUGCCAACCAUCACAUGCAGUCCAUCUCAUUUGCUUCUGGAGGUGACCCAGAUACAACAGACUACGUUGCAUAUGUAGCAAAAGAUCCUGUUAAUCAGAGAGCAUGCCACAUACUGGAAUGCCCCAAUGGGAUGGCGCAGGAGGUGAUAAACACUAUCGGGCAGGCUUUCGAGCUCCGCUUCAAACAGUACCUGAAGAAUCCAGCUAGCCUGGUUACGUCUAAUGAAAGCGAGGCAGCAAAUGCUAAUGGGUCAGCUGGGAAUUCACAGGAGAGGGAGGAUCAUGAAUAUUACAACGAAAUUCCAGGGAAAGAGCCUCCCACCGGUGGAGUGUUAGACAUGCGAAUGAGAGUGCAAACAGACCAAAGGGCUAACUGGCUCCUACAGUGCAGAAAGCAAUAUUACUUGACAGGCAGUCCAACAUUCAUCAAUAUAUAUGAAAAUUGUCCAGAAGAAAACAAAACUGUGGGUAACUGUGGUGAAAGAUCGCAGAAGACAAAAAAAGAGGCAACAUUAUUGAAGCCUGCCUACAAACCAGAUCUUUUUGAUGACCCAUGUUACAUCAACACACAGACCCUGCAGCCUGCAGUCUGUACAGCCCGCGGUACAGCAACGGCACAGAGCCAUGGGAGCCCACUGCGUCAGGCCAAGUUACCGGAAGCUGUUCAGCAGAGUGCCACAAGCAACACAGCUGGUCUCUCUGUUCUGCCACAAAUAAAGCAACAGCUAAAGAAUGAAGAUUGUUACCAUGGCAAAUUAAACAGGAAAGCAGCAGAGAGCCUCUUAGUCAACGAUGGGGAUUUUCUGGUGCGAGAGAGCACAACAUCACCUGGUCAGUAUGUCCUCAGUGGACUUCAGGGAGGGCAAGCAAAGCAUCUGCUCUUGGUGGAUCCUGAGGGCAAGGUGAGAACCAAAGACCAUAUAUUUGAUAGUGUGGGUCAUCUUAUUCAGUAUCACAUGGAAAACAAUUUGCCAAUCAUCUCUUCUGGAAGUGAAGUGAGCUUGAAGCAGCCUGUAAGGAAAGAGCCUAAUGUGGCACACAUGCAAUAUCACAAAUAAUCCCUUGGAUCUCACAAAUCCCAAAACGAUUCAUAUUUGAAAACUGUACCAAGAACUUCCUGCUAUGAAGACAAUUCAGAAAAGUAUAGACUGCACUUUCUGCUGCUGUUCCAGAAGAUACCCUUUUGUGUGUGUAUGUAAGAAUAUAUGUAUAUGUGUAUAUCUAUGUAGAUCUAUAGAGAUCAACAAGCAUAGUUAUAUAGAUAUAUAUAAUCUUAACGAAAUUACACCUUCAGAGUGUGAGAUUCAUUUGUGAGAAGGUAUUUUAGACAUGCACAAAUGUCACUUUCAAGGUCAUACUGAAUCAGUAACUAUUUAAAAGCACAAUUAAACCUCUACAUGCAAAAGCUCACUUGAACGAACUGCUGGAACAUUAGUACGUGCCUUUAGCAUAGAGUUAUUGAAAACCAAUAUUAUUUAUACUGAAUUAGUUUUGGGUGGUUAAACAAACAUGUCUAAGAUUUUAACUGUUUGCCAAAACAAAUACAAUUUGAAUACUACUAAAAUGCCAUCUGCUUUCCAUAGACACUAACAAUUUCAUUUUGCU
Merops nubicus (carmine bee-eater) is the source of this 1933-nucleotide messenger RNA. It is a transcript of the gene SHC4, whose product is annotated as SHC (Src homology 2 domain containing) family, member 4. Gene Ontology annotation, molecular function: receptor tyrosine kinase binding. Lineage: Eukaryota; Metazoa; Chordata; Aves; Coraciiformes; Meropidae. The record is from RefSeq and is a predicted model, not a curated record. The transcript has 12 exons. The annotation marks the transcript as partial. Gene Ontology annotation, cellular component: plasma membrane. Gene Ontology annotation, biological process: cell surface receptor protein tyrosine kinase signaling pathway; intracellular signal transduction.